UCAACGGUGGAGAUUUAAUCUCCACAUAGCAAAGAUCAAAAGCCCUAAGUAUAUAUACAUAGCAAUUCACCACACAACUUUCCAAUUUCUCAGCAGCUGCGGUAACACAAACACAUUUUCCCUAACUUCCAAAUCUCACAAAAGAGAAGAGAAAAUGAAGGUUAUUGCUGCUUAUUUGUUGGCUGUUUUGGGUGGGAAUACUUCUCCAUCUGCUGCAGAUUUGAAGAAGAUCCUUGGUUCUGUUGGAGCUGAUGCUGAUGACGAUAGGAUUGAACUCCUCUUGUCCCAAGUCAAGGGCAAGGAUAUCACUGAGCUGAUUGCAAGCGGCAGGGAAAAGUUGGCUUCAGUACCUGCUGGUGGUGGUGGUGCAGUUGCUGUUGCUGCACCUGCCGGUGGAGCUGCUGCAGCACCAGCUGCCGAGGAGAAGAAAGAGGAAAAGAAGGAAGAGAAAGAGGAAUCUGAUGAAGACAUGGGCUUCAGUCUCUUCGAUUAGAGGAAUGUUAUACCGGUUUCUGUAUGAAAUCCCCCAUUCCCCAGUUUCCCUCCUUGAGUUUGUUCUGGGAGUCUUUUUGUCCACUUACUGUUUUCAUUUUUAGUUUAGUUAAUGAACCUGAAUUAUGCUUGGUAAACAUCUUGAGUCAAUUCGAAAUCACUAGUAUUGUUGGAUUUGAUUUA
Messenger RNA from Capsicum annuum, 675 nucleotides. RefSeq names its product 60S acidic ribosomal protein P2-2. Gene Ontology annotation, biological process: cytoplasmic translational elongation. Gene Ontology annotation, molecular function: structural constituent of ribosome. The record is from RefSeq and is a predicted model, not a curated record. Lineage: Eukaryota; Viridiplantae; Streptophyta; Magnoliopsida; Solanales; Solanaceae. Gene Ontology annotation, cellular component: cytosolic large ribosomal subunit; ribosome. Bases 155 to 493 code for a protein of 112 amino acids. The transcript is spliced from 4 exons.